This is a messenger RNA of Periophthalmus magnuspinnatus, 7711 nucleotides long. RefSeq names its product myosin phosphatase Rho interacting protein (gene mpripb). Gene Ontology annotation, cellular component: actin cytoskeleton. The record is from RefSeq and is a predicted model, not a curated record. Gene Ontology annotation, biological process: actin filament organization. The transcript is spliced from 25 exons. The coding region runs from base 771 to 6467 and encodes 1898 amino acids. Lineage: Eukaryota; Metazoa; Chordata; Actinopteri; Gobiiformes; Gobiidae. Gene Ontology annotation, molecular function: actin filament binding.
ACCCCUCCACCACCAACACCGCCGCCACCGCUGCUGCUCCUGCUCUGCUUACGGGGCUAGUUAUGGAAGCACAGCCCAAACACUGACUCCUCUGCGGAACACUGAGCCGAGACUGCCCCCUCCGCCUGCACUGCACACUCCGGGGGGACUAUACACGGGACUAUUUUGGGAUUUCGGGACCAUUUGUGCUUUUAAAAACGUUAAGGGGCGUUUUUUUUCUGUCGCUACUCCCGGGCUAGCUAAGCGUGCUAACCGUAGCCUAGCAGCGAGGAGCAGCGCUGGACGGACUUCGCAUGGGUUGACCGCGGCGAUAAAACGUUGUAUCGCGGCUCGUUUGUCCCCCUUUCGCCUGUGUUCGGGCUCGGUUCCCUCACAUUUGGGAGUCUGUUACUCGAUGGAGGCUUUCCCUUUGGAUUUGAAAGCCUUUACAACGUGCACAUGCUGUUUUUUUUUGUUUUUACGCCAUCACCUUAUUGAUUUGGGAAGCCCACUGGCGGAGGAGCUAACAGGAUAUUAGCCACUUUUUCGCUUUGUGGUCGCAGGCCAUCAUGGAAGGCUGGUCUAAUGGCAGCUAAUAUUUAUUGCAAAGUGUUACCGAAAUGCAGAUGAAUUGAUGCAAAUGAACAUUGAUUUUCCAGACGAUCUUUUGGCCUGAAAUGCAUUGAGCGGUUGCCAGGUUGGGAUAGCAGGAGCAGCGCAGGAAAGCAACGGGGUCGCUUUAUCUGUUCCGUGGGUAAAAGUGCUCCUCCGAUCGGAUCUGAACCGCACAAAUGUCUGCCGCCAAGGAGAACCCAUGUCGGAAAUUCCAGGCGAACUUCUUCAACAAAAGCAAGUGUCAAAACUGCUUCAAACCCCGAGAGCUGCAUCUGCUCACGGACCAGGACCUCAACCAGGCCAAACCCAUCUAUGGAGGUUGGCUGUGCCUGGCCCCCGAGGGAACAGACUUCGACAACCCUAUGCAGCGAUCUCGGAAAUGGCAGAGGAGGUUCUUUGUGCUCUACGAACAUGGCUGCCUGCGCUUUGCACUGGAUGAAUCACCCAGUACACUGCCCCAGGGCACAGUGAAUAUGAACCAGUGCACAGAUGUGAUUGACGCAGAGCCCAAGACCGGGCAGAAGAACUCUCUGUGUAUCAUCACACCUGAGCAGGAGUACUUCAUCAGAGGGGAGAACAAGGAGAUCAUCAACGGAUGGAGUGAGCAGCUAUCGGUGUAUCCUCGCACCAACAAACAGAACCAGAAGAAGAAACGCAAGGUGGAGCCUGCAACCUCACAGGAGCCUGGCCCAGCGAAGGUGGCAGUGACGGGCUCAGGGAUCCCAGAGACGGAGAAGGGCCCAGACUCCAGCUCCAUCAUCUGGCAAGAAGAGCUGAGCCAGAGGGAGGCUGAUGGAACACCUCUGUGGGCCACUGCUGAUCUGCCCCCCACAGGUGCUGUUACUGUAUCCUCAGACCUCAGCUCUUUGAACGGUGAUGAAGUGGACCGCAGCUCCAGCCACGUCCUCCACGCCUCUGCUCCUCAGUCCUCCAGCGACCCGCUCUCCCCCACGGGCUCCUGCUCCAGCCUGGGAGGGGUACCCCGCUGCCUGUCCCCGGCCCCCAGCGACCCCUUCCCCUCGGGGAGCUCCCUGCUGUCCAACGGCUCCCACAUCAGCGGCUCGCUCAGCUCCCUGGACUCAGACGCCAGCGGCAGCACAGUGACCAGCGGGGAGGGCCACAGCCAGGCCUCGCACCGGGGCUAUCACCACGACACGCCCAGAGCCCGCAGGCUAGAGGCAGAGGCCCGCAAGGCUGAGAAGAGGAGCCGACACAAGAGCCCUGACAGGAAGGAUAGAGAGGCGCUCAUCAGCCCCGAGAGGAGUCGCUCCGGUGUGAUCGAGAAGCUGGAGGCCCUGGAACUGGAGAACCAGGAGAAGAUGGAGGUGGACGAGUGUGGAAGGAGUGAGGAGAGACAGGGCCGCAGCCAGCACAGACGUUUCCAUAGAGAGGAGCAAGGGCAGGACCCGGACUUCCCCUCCACUCUGCCUCCACUGAGGAGAGCCAAGUCCCUGGACAGAAGGACUACAGAGUCUGUCAUGACUCCUGACCUGCUGAACUUCAAGAAGGGCUGGAUGGUGAAACUGGAUGAACAAGGCCAGUGGAAAAAGUACUGGUUUGUGCUGACGGACCACAGCCUGCGCUACUACAAGGACUCCAUCGCUGAGGAGGCUUCUGACCUAGAUGGGGAGAUUGAUCUAUCCACUUGCUACAACGUUACAGAAUAUCAGGCUCAACGCAAUUACGGUUUUCAAAUUCAUACGCAGGAAGGGGUGCACACUCUGUCGGCCAUGACGGCAGGUAUUCGUAGGAACUGGAUCCAGGCGGUCAUGAAGAACGUCAGACCCUCCACUGCCCCGGAUGUUGCAAGCUCUACUGAGGACCACAGCUCGUUCUCUCCUCUGGAAGGUUUGGUGCGACCAGAUGUGACCCAGGACUCCCCUUCCUCUGAGACAUCCUCUGUAGACUCCCCAUCUGUGGCCAAAAGCAGGGCCAGGGAGCGGAGACGAGAGGGCAGGUCCAAGACGUUUGACUGGGCAGAGUUUAGACCCAUCGCCCAGGCUCUAGCUCAGCAGAGGGCUCAGGAAGCCGAGAGUCUACAGGCUGACCUGGGAGAGCUGGAGAAGAGCCGCCGCAGAGAAGAGAGACGCAAGAGGUAUGAGUCCAUGACCAGCUCUGUAGUGGACUCCGCAGAGGAAGUGAGGACUGAGCCAGGGAGCACAGGGGACAAUGGAGGGUCUGGCUCUUUGGAGAGGCAGCAGAGAGUGGAAGAGGUGAUCGAACAACACUGGAGACAGGUGGAGAAGACACCCAUCAGGGAGGAGAGGAGGGUGCCCCUAGCCCCAGCACAGCAGCACCGGCAGGCCUCGGAGCUGGAGCAUUUGCUGGACACCUACAAGCAAGGGAUGGAGGAGCUCAAGGCUCAGCUGGAGAGCUGUCAUCAGCAGCUCCUGGAGUCCAACAGGCACAAGGAGCAGCUGGAGCAGCAGCUGAGGAGUGCUCUGGAGAGGGAGCAGGACAUCCGCCCAGGCUACAUCUCUCCUCUGGAGCCCCCUUUGGGUCUGGAGGCCGAUGUGACGCCCCAGAUGAAGAAGAGCGAGCUGGUUAGUUCUCAGGCACAGAGCUUAACCAGGAAGUACCAGGAGACCAAAGAACUCCUGAAGCUGCAAGAGCUGAAAAAGCGCAGUAUGCAGGCACAGCUUGGCCUCACGCUUUCUCACCUGCCCAUUAAGGACACUUACUUUUCUGACACUCCUCCCCCUGAACCUGUUUUAAAAUCAAUUAGUCUCUUGCUACAUGAUAGCUCCGAGGCCAUUCAGGAACUGGAAGACAUGAUAACUGACAAAACUAUCACCACCAAGGAGCUGUCUUCCUUGCUCAAAUCGCAUAGCUGCAAUCGUGACAUACCCGACAGACUACAGCUCCAGAAGAUUUUGGAAAGCUGGAAAUGCCAACAGGAAAUCACAAACGAGACUAUCAGGAAGAAUUUAGCCAAGGCAGGAGAAAGCAUCCGACAGUACGAAGCGCGUCUUUUAACCAUGGAGGAAGCGGUUGGCAAAGUCCAGAGGCAAAGCUUUGAAGGCCUCAAACACCCUUUCAGUCCUUGCGUUAAGAUCGAGAACCACUCUGAAAAAAGUGAUAUGACCAUCGGAAUGCUGUCUCAAAAGGUCGAACUGUUGACCUGUGAGAAUGGAGCCUUGAAACAGCGAUGCCAGGAGAUAGUCAACCAGCUGACAGAAGCCGACCGAGAAAUCGACCGCCUCAAAGCAGAACUGAUCUGCCAGCAAGGCGGCAAGCAGCACCAUCUCAUCAUGGAGGAGCUCAAGAUGCUAAAGACAGAGCUAGCGGAGAAUCAGGCUAACGCUAUUGACAGAGAGUACUAUGAGAGGGAGCUCAAUGAGAAGUCUCUAAGACUCCAUGAAGCUCUUGUUACCCUGGAAGAGCUUGGGACUACCCUCAAAGACACUGAAAAGAAACUCCAGCUGAAGGAGGCUACCUUAAAAGGUCUGGGCUUCACCGCGGACAUGGAAGGCGAAGACUUACAACCUGAAAAAGACCAACUCCAAGAGCUCCUAGAAACUUCACAUACCAAACUGCAGGAGACCGAAGCGCAGCUAGAGUCUACAGAACAGAGGUGUAAAGAAUUUGAGAAUAGGAACAAAGAACUUACAAGACUAAACCAGGAGUCAGAGGCUGUUUUAAAGGAGAGACUAACACAGAUGGAAGAGGAAAUCCAGAUGCUACGAGGCAAGUUAGAAACACAGAGUAGAUUAGAAAAGCCUGAGUAUGUUCAGACAAGAGAUGUGCAGGUCGCUGAUAAAGAAGAACAAAUGGUAGAAGAGUUUGAGAGGAAAUCAGAGGCACUUAGGCAAGUUUUAGACAUGGUAGAUCAGGCAGAAGUUAACGUAGAAAGAAUGCUGUUGGAUCUGAGAAGCACUUUAUUUGAGGCACCACAAGAUGGACCGUUGGUGGUUAGCCGAGCAGACUGGAGAGUAGCUGUGGAAGGGGAAUUCUGGAGCCAGAUGAGUCAAAUACACCCAAGUGUAGAUAGGUCUCGCAUCGAGUUUACAAGUUUGGUCGGAGAAAUAAUUGCACAAGAACAGGCGAAUUUAAAAAUACGGAGGAUAUGUCACCAUGCAAAAAGUGAUGAGGCCUCAGAAGAUUUCGCAGCAAUAUAUAGUUGGUUUGACAUUGACACAUACAGUUUAAUUCUUCAAGAGUUGAGAAAUGCUUUGCAAGAAAAGUUGGAUUUGUCAGUAGAAAUGGUCUCAGGUUUAAAGCAAAAAGAUGAGAGGUUUAUAUCUUUGGCUCAAGAUAGCAAAGCCUUAGAGGGGCGACAGAAACACUUGUCGGAUUAUCUGCAUAAUGCUUUUAAGGAGGCUAGCUGGGCAUAUGUGAUGAUAAGGAUGAAUGUUGAGCAUGCCAGAAAGCAGUCUGAGAUGCUGGCAGGUAAUCUAGAGUGUACAAACUGUCUAACAUUAAAAGAAUUGGCAAGUAAUCUCCAAUCGAAAGUUGAUGACCUACAAAGUCAAAUAUCUGAGGUAGACCUAAAGAUACAAAUUGAAGGCAAGGCUAUAGAUUCAGUGGAUAAGACAAUAGAACUUCAGGACAUGUUAGCAAAGCACAAAAAGGAACUGAGGGAGCUUAAAGAAUCCUAUGAACAGGAAAAUCACAACUUACAGCAGGACUUGGCAAAAGUCAGUGAGGCGUUACACCUCCGUUCUGAGGAAAAUGUCAAAGAGAUUGACUCCCUGACUAACUGCAUGGAGAACCUCCAGAAGAAGCACGAAGCCGAACGGAAACACCUCACUGAGAAGUUUAAUCAGGAGACCGAGGAGCUUUGGAAUUUAGCCAAUCAAGCAAAUCUGGUUGACAAUAUAGCUUUUUCUCCCCAAACGCUAAAAGAGCACAUCCAAGAGCUGGUCCGCCAAGUGUCAGCUAUGAGCGAGGAGAAGAGGCAGCGCGAGGAGCAGGACGACCCCAGUACGCUGCAGCGGAAAUACGAGCAGGAGCUGGAGAACCUCAAGGCCACGUGUGAGCGGGGGUUUGCUGCCAUGGAGGAGUCCCAUCAGAAGGUGAUCGAUGAGCUGCAGAAGAAACACCAGAGGGAGCUAGAGAACCUGCAGGAGGAGAAGGAGAGGCUGCUGGCAGAGGAGACGGCGGCUACUAUAGCGGCUAUUGAAGCGAUGAAGAACGCCCACCGGACUGAGCUGGAGAAGGAGCUGGACAAGGCUCGGAAAGCCAACAAUAAUGCUGAGAACGCAGACAUGGAAGAGGUCCGCAGGCAACACGAAGAGGAGCUGGGGUCGUUCCAGAGGGAGAUCGAGGUGCUGUCGGAGCAGUACUCUCAGAAGUGUCUGGAGAAUGCUCACCUGGCCCAGGCCCUGGAGGCUGAGAGGCAGGCUCUGAGGCAGUGCCAACGGGAGAACCAGGAGCUCAAUGCACAUAACCAGGAGCUGAACAACCGUUUGGCAGCAGAGAUCACCAGGAUGCGCUCCAUGGUGUCCGAGGAGGGCUCUGGGGAGGGCACCACAAUACAGGGCAAAGAACUCUACGAGCUAGAGGUGAUGCUGAGGGUGAAGGAGUCUGAAGUGCAGUACCUCAAACAGGAGAUCAACUCUCUGAAAGACGAGCUCCAGGCAGCGCAGCGAGACAAGAAGUAUGCUACGGACAAAUACAAGGACAUCUACACAGAGCUGAGCAUCGUGAAGGCCAAAGCUGAGCGAGACCUUGGGCGUCUCCGGGAACAGUUACAGCUGGCCCAUGAGGCACUGGGGGAGGCGGAGCUGGAGGAGGUGGACCGCGGAGGAUACGACAUCAUGAAGUCCAAAAGCAACCCAGACAUUCUGAAGAUGGCAGCUGCCGCUGCCAAACGCUCGGAGCGCACUAUGAGGUCAAAGUCUGUGAGUCGAGACAUGCCCUGGGACAGUUAGGGCCGCAGCAGAGAGCGCCUCUGCUCCUGAGAGUCUAAAGGAGGGCCUGACCGCAGAACAGCGCCUCCACCUGUUCGACAACAAGGACCCGAAAGAGUUCUGAGCGCUGCAUGUUCAAACGCCCACUGCAUUUUAGCUCCUAUCGUACCACACUACACUGGCCACACCCCUUCCUAUGUUAUUCGGAAUAUGGUAUGAAGUUUGAGUUUAUAGUCGGCAUUCCCUGCACUUCAGUUAACUGUGACUUUUUUGUAAUUUUUUUUUUUUUUUUUUUUUGCUGCCAUGUCUUACUGUAAAUACUGUUUUUAAUAAUGAACAUCCGUCAACACUAAAAAAAAAAAAAAAUCUGUGUAAGCUACUGUUUUAACUCCCCGGACUGUUGCUAGCCACAAAUGUGACGGUGAAUGGCUAAACUAUGGCAGCCUGAGAAGGUCAAAACUACUUAACAACUUUGUGUAAGAAUGUAGAAAUGGAAUUGAUAUUUUUCUGAUAUUUUAAGACUUUGCAAAUGACCAGUUUUAAAAUACUUGAGCAAAAAUAGUUUUAAUUUAUGCCCAAAUUAUAGAAUUUCAAGAUGAACUAAUUUUUAAAGGCAGUUUGGAGCUAGCUUUGUGUGAUUGCAUAAUUUUCUGCUCAGUACACACUUUUGUGCACUGGGAGGCACUGUCCCACUGUUCAUUAUGAUUUCCCAAGCUUUGUCUCAUUAGUGAAAACAUAUUACAUAGUUUAAACAUUUAUAAAAGUCACCAUUUGGGGAAAAAAACAAACAAAUAUUCUCAGUUUGUUUCUUACGUUGUGAAUUAGUUUUGUCCUUCUCAGCCUUCCGUACCUAACAGCUCCAUUUUGAUGAGCGAGUAUUACUUGCAUAACAAAUAUUUAUGAAUGAAUAGUGUGCAUGUUUUUGUUUUCACCUCCUCCUCUAUCAUUCCUGCUCGCUAAAAGCACAAGCUCACCACAGCACUACCGAACAACAAUCUUCCAGAUGGCUGCGAUAUCUACAACUAACUUCACCCACGUUUCACACAGCUCAAGCAUAUGAAUGAUCCUUUGAGUAGAUACUUUUAUAGAGUUUCCCUCACUACAAUCAUUGCAGUUUGUCUUUUUCAGUGGCAGUCCCUUUGUAUUUAUUUAAAUGGCUGGGGUAUUCACAUUCCCACGCCUCUGUACUCUUAUUGUAAAUAUAAAGCAAAUAUACACCAACUGACAACAGGUUUAUUAGCAAUAAAUAUUUUUGCACCCUUUGA